GGGGGGGGAGCGAGCGCGCGAGUGGCUGCUUGAAGCUGCCUCGUAGGAGCGACCUGUUUGCCGCGAUGUCGGGCACCCGGGCGGCUGUGGCAGCUUCCAACGAUCGCGCCUCUCGCCCUGCCGCCGGCGCUGCUCUCGGCGUCGGUUUGAAGCGGCUGCGAAGUGAGCCGGGCGGCAACCGUGUGAUGGUAGUGCUAGGCUCUCAGUGGGGCGACGAAGGGAAAGGGAAAGUGGUGGAUCUCCUGGCCACCGAAGCCGACCUCGUCUGUAGGUGCCAGGGUGGAAAUAAUGCAGGUCAUACUGUCGUUGUUGAUGGGAAGGAAUAUGAUUUUCACCUCUUUCCUAGUGGUAUAAUUAAUCCUAAGGCUGUUUCUUUUAUUGGUAAUGGUGUGGUUAUACACUUACCUGGCUUAUUUGAAGAAGCUGAAAAAAACGAGAAGAAAGGAUUAAAAGGCUGGGAGAAAAGACUUAUAAUAUCAGACAGAGCACAUCUUGUGUUUGAUUUUCACCAAGCAGUUGAUGGUCUUCAGGAAGUACAGCGUCAAGUACAAGAGGGGAAAAACAUUGGCACGACAAAAAAAGGAAUUGGACCAACUUAUUCUUCCAAAGCUGCACGGACAGGACUUCGGAUUUGCGAUCUUCUUUCAGACUUCAGUGAAUUUUCAUUAAGAUUUAAAAAUCUGGCUCACCAGUACAAGUCAAUGUUUCCUUCUUUAGAAGUUGACAUAGAAGGACAACUAAAAAAACUAAAGGGAUAUGCUGAAACAAUAAGACCAAUGGUCCAAGAUGGAGUUUAUUUUAUGUAUGAAGCACUACACGGCCCUCCGAAGAAAAUUCUGGUGGAGGGGGCCAAUGCAGCACUGCUUGACAUUGAUUUUGGCACAUAUCCUUUUGUGACAUCAUCAAACUGCACCGUCGGUGGUGUAUGCACUGGGUUGGGCAUUCCUCCUCAGUAUAUUGGAGAAGUUUAUGGAGUAGUAAAAGCCUACACAACAAGAGUGGGAAUUGGAGCCUUUCCAACUGAACAAAUAAAUGAAAUUGGAGACCUUUUACAGUCACGAGGUCACGAAUGGGGUGUGACUACAGGCAGGAAAAGACGUUGCGGCUGGCUAGACCUUGUCAUUUUGAGAUACGCUCAUAUGAUCAACGGCUUUACUGCUUUGGCAUUGACAAAACUCGAUAUUCUGGAUGUCCUUGAUGAAAUCAAAAUUGGUGUAGCUUACAGGCUAGAUGGGAAAAGAAUUCCAUACUUUCCAGCUAAUCAGGAAAUAUUACAAAAAGUGGAAGUGGAAUAUGAAACAAUGCCAGGUUGGAAAACUGACACAACUAGUGCCAGAAAAUGGGAGGACCUUCCACCUAAGGCACAAAAUUACAUUAGAUUUGUGGAAAACCAUGUUGGUGUGUCAGUUAAAUGGGUUGGAGUCGGAAAAUCAAGAGAAUCAAUGAUCCAGCUCUUUUAAGGGCCCAUAGAAGAGCUGCACUGGGAAAGGGUUCACCUAAUCUUUUCUGAUCCCAGACUAAGAUGAAGAUGCUUUUAAAAUCAAAAUAACCUUCCUAGACUAUGAUUAGAAAAGAGCAUUUUCUCUUAUUUUAAAGUAUUAAAAUGGCUUAGAAACUACAUAAAAAUAAUUGAAGUGAAUUGGUUGAGAAGAAUCUUAAGAUGUAUAUACUACUAAAACUCUCCUGUUUGUCUGUUUGUAAUCUUCAAUUGGGUGAAAUGGUGCCUUGUAGGGCAACCAUUUUUUAAUCAAUGUACUUUAAAUGGACUAACUUAAAGAAUGCAUCCAAAACCCAGAACCCAUUACUCCCAUGGAAUUGAAAUUUGGCAAAACUGUGGCCAUUUCAGUGCCACCACACUGCCAUGGUCAGUCGAAGCUACAUAAUCAUCAUUUCCAAUGCCCCCUGCCAACUUCCCACAAGGAAAGUCAUUAGCAGGUAAUUGGAAGUCACUCACACUCCAACUGCAUUUUUACCUGCACGUGAUCAUUCUGUUUCUCUAGUGGUACAGAAAUAUCUCUGGAACAAUAACCAGAGUGGGUCACAGGCUGUGUACUAACUUUUUAAAAGUGUCAAACUCAUAUGGAAUUAUUUUUUGAAACUGCUAUCAAAAACAAUCUUUCUACCAUAGUAUUCCCAUUGGUAUGUCAGGAAAUGGUGAGAUAUGCAUAUAUGUUAUUGAAAACAAAAUGCCUAAUGGUGCACUGAAAAGAUAGUAGAACUAAGCAACUCCUUUUAAGUCUGGGAGCCAAAGCAGAAUUAUCUUUGAGUCUGCAUUUCUUAUAAAUAAACAUUCUUCAGAUAUCAAAACACAAAGGCAAGGAAAAGAGGUUAUGUCAUAGAAGAAGGAGGCAAGGCCUGAAGUCAUUUGUUGGCAGUGGUCAGACUGGAGUGGAUACAGCUGUUAGAACCUAAGAUAUAGAACUUCCCUUCAUUCAAUAUUUUCUGGUAGUGCUCCAAAUGAAGCCCUCAGAAGUUCUGUACUUUUAGCUCAUUAUGUUAGGCAAGAAAACAAAGAAAAGGCAAGUAAACAAACUUAUAGCAAUGAAAAUGUAUUUUAAAAGACCAUAGCAAAAUAUUAUCUUGCUGUAUAUCACUGUGAAAAUACCACCUGUAACUUCACUUUUUUUUAUUAUGUUCUCAGAUCAUAUUUUUCACUGUUGCUUAUUACUGCUCACUUGGCUUUCAGCAGAAUAUAAUAUUUUUCCAUCACUCUUCAGAGAAGAAGCAAUUCAGAACGUUAGUUUAUCAAAUUCUGGGUAAUAAACUGUUCUGGAACAACCCUUAAAAAUGCAGUUGACUAUUGACAACAAAAUAAGUAACAUAUACAAAGGAAGAGUUCUGGUUGUGGAUCCGGCAGUAUGUCUACAUUUAUACAAUUUCAAAGUAGCAUUCCUGAGAAAUUGGGGCUCACUUUCAAUCUUUUAUGAUGUACCCCUUCAUUUAAAUGGGAAACAUGCAGCAGAGUGCCAAAUGCUGCUCUUUUAAGAUCACUAUUUUCAAUAAAAAAAAGCAGUUGGGAAAUGAAAAAGGGAAAACAUUUUCAGAAAAGAAUAUAGCAUAUGUUGUUUUUUGUUGCAUUUGCUGUUUGCUGAUUUUUAUAGGCCACCCAGACUCAUGCUGUCUGAAUUGGGUGGCAAUAUUAAUGCUAUAAAUAAAUUUAUGACACACUUAGCAUACUUGACUGAAAUUUGAAAAAUUGUCUGUUUGUGUACUGCCACAUCAUAAAUGUCUAUUUUGCUAGUUAGGAGUAGGACCACAAUCAUCAUAGUACUUAAUAGCAGUUCCUAUAUGGAUGCUGGUAUCCUGGGCACUGAUUGCAUAUGCUAAGUGCUUACCAGUCCCAUAGUUAAGAUUUUACAUAAGUGAGUAUAAGUAUUAAAAAGUCUAAAGAGUUUGAGUGAGAACACGUUCCACAUGGCCAAGUGUUCUACUCUGUUUUUCAUUGUAGCUCUCGCAUGUUAGAUAAUGUACAGUAAAAUUAAACUCUUUUGGAAUACUUUCCUGGGAAUGUGGUCUUUUCUUAGAAAUAUAAAAGAUGAUGGAAAUUCUUUUUCAGUAGCAGUUUUGUAUACAGGCAAUCAUUGACUUAUAAGCACAACUGGGACGAUAAUCCUAGUUCGCACAGUCCUGAGCGUAACGGUCAUUAAGAGAGAUGCUCACAUGACUACUUUGCUCAGCGACUGCAAUCCUACCUCUCCUAAUUAUGAUUACUAAGCAACUUUGCAGACCAUUAAGCAGAGCAGCAGAGAUGGGGCCCACUCCACCACGCCCAGGAGACCCAGGCCCUCCCUGCCCCACCAUGCCUGGGUCCACUUUUUUUUUGCUUUUUUCUCUAGCUUCAGGCCUACCAAAUCGAUGCAAGGAGGGGCAUUUCUCCUGAGACUGCCCUGCAUCAUUCUGCAUACAGACCCCAUUCUCAUAAUCUUUGGACGGCUCCAUCUGCAAAUCAUGCACUUUGGGGAAGGAGACUUCCAAACAAUCACUAGAAUGAUCGUGUUUGCUAGCCUUUCUAAGCAUUUCAACCGUCCUAUGGCUAGACAGCUAGCAAAUGCCAUGGUUCUGGAAUUUACAAAUCUCUCUAGUCUUCAGAAUGGAGGCAAAUCCUGGAAAUGGGGUUAGAAAACUAGCAAACGCCAUAGUUCUGAAGGCUAAACAAUUUUCUAGCCUUCAGAACCAAUAGUAUUCGCUAGUUUUUGAAUCAGCAUCCACUGAAAGGCAAAAGUUAAGUCUGUCAGGUUUUCAGGCCGUCAAGAUGCAUUUAUCCUAGUGCUGACAAAGUCAUGAUGUCAUAUUUCAAAUGAUACACAUUAUAUAACUUACAGCAUUUUCAUAGUGAUAUGGCAUGUAUCAUCAUGACUUGUAUUUGAUGUAUAUGCUUGGUCAAUACCUCUGCCUUCCCUUUAUUAGUACGGUCGGGUAUUUUCUAGAGAAAGAAAUCCAUCCUUAAGGCCCAAGAAAAAUAAAGCUCUUUAGGGUGCCACAGAAUUCUUGGUAUUUGUUUCAAUAUAAUGCUCUAAAAUUUCCUAUGUGUUGUUUAAUAAGAAUCCUAUGUGCUUUGCCUUGUCUUUGUAAAAAUACAUUCUCUUGUCUAGGCAAUGUUAACAAGAGGUCAAUGUUUUCUAAAUGACUUUUUAAAAAUGAUUUGGUGCUGCCCUAGAAGGAGCACCAUUAAUCAACUUGCAUUUCAGAUAGAUUUUUAAUCCUGUCAGAAAUUAUUCAAGACUUUCCCUCAACCUACAAUAUCUCUGCACAUCCUAUCUGACCAAAGUUUACCAAAGUGGCCUUUACCCUACAUUACAUAUCCAUAAUACGUUAUCAGUUAUUUGCUCACUACAUUUAAUGAUUUGUUUUCUGUAUCUCUUUAAAAAGUCUAACUUUGUAACUGAAAUGUCUUUACUAUAACUUUUUGUUCAGCAUGACAUUUUUCCACUGCCCAGCUGUGCAUUUUCUCUCAAGUGAGUAUCUGUUGCAUGGAAAGCUAGCUAUAAGAACAUACAGUCCUGCACAUAGGCAGCUUAAUUUCUUUAGCAGCCACAAACCAUUGGUAAAUACUUCCACACAGUUUCCAUCUAUAUGAAUGGGUGCUAUGCAAGAACACUUUGGUAGCUCCCAUUCAUGUCAGUGGAUCUUCCUUCGGCCUCUUAGUUUGCACUUGUUUAAAUCAAUAUUCAUAGAGAAUCUAUUAACUUUGGCAUAUUUUAACAGACAUCUUUGUUCCCAUAAAAUAGCAUCAAAUGAAAUUAAAUAUUUAGUAGUCAGGAUUUGUUAUACUAUAGUUCAUCCUUCAUGAAAAAAUAUAUAUUGUAUUUUGACUGUUUCCUAGGAUACUGAAGCUUCACGUGAAAUUUAGUACAACUUUAGUAUGCUGUUUAAAUGCAAUUGUUAUCUAAAAUACUUUAUGACUCAAUGUGGGGAACAGCAUGAUAAGACACUGAAAAUGUCUUAACUGUACAUCAGGCAAGAAUAGGUCAGGUUUUGAGCCUAAUAUUUUUAUGAUGUGUUGUGCCACACAAUUCCUGAUAUAGCAAGUAUAAACCAGAUGAUUAAAAUGCACUAAAACUGUUCUCUUGAUUAUUUUGUAUCUUGUAAAUGGAGCUGUAUUGAUCUUAUAGCUCUUUAUUUACUCAAUAAAGCCUUAUAAGAAAGUAA
This is a messenger RNA of Pantherophis guttatus, 5649 nucleotides long. RefSeq names its product adenylosuccinate synthase 1 (gene ADSS1). Gene Ontology annotation, biological process: IMP metabolic process; 'de novo' AMP biosynthetic process. Gene Ontology annotation, molecular function: adenylosuccinate synthase activity; GTP binding. The record is from RefSeq and is a predicted model, not a curated record. Gene Ontology annotation, cellular component: cytoplasm. Lineage: Eukaryota; Metazoa; Chordata; Lepidosauria; Squamata; Colubridae.